AUGAGCUGUGCGCCGACCCCUGGAUCCUCUAGACCGCAUAAGCGGCAGCGAAGUACGAAUGCGGGCCCGACCCCAUGGCCAGAACCUAUCAUGACUGAUCGUCGGUCGGAAUCGGCGGAGGAUACGAGCAGGUAUACUCCAGUAUACGGGCAGUAUCUCCCUGACAUCGCUCACGCAGAGCGGGCACCCACGCCGCUCUCCAGUCCCACACGGCCUGGAAGUAAUCCCUACAACGAGCCCGAUACUCGCCGCGCUUCUACUCCCACUUCUGCCAGCUCUCCUACUUCUGCGAGCUCCUCCCGUUCGACCUUCUCCGCCUCGCAGCUUGACCAGAUCGCCGAAGAGUACCUGACGCCCGGCUCUGCGCUCGCAGGCAUGCUAUUACGCGUCGACGAAAAUGGGUAUGAUCCAGCACCUCCUUAUUACAGAGUCAACCCCAACCCGGAGCUACCCGCGGUCAUUAACCACGACAAUUAUGCAGGGUUUGCUGGGCCCUCGAUCGGCAUCGACCCCCGCUUAUUUCGCCCUCCGCAGUACAGUCACCCCGCCGACCACACGGACCACUCUCAUCCAUUGGCGCCAUCCGAGCGCCCACCUGAUCUUGGUUUCGAUCCCGCCCACCGGAUCUUCCUCGCCAACAUGCUGCAAGCGCAGCUCGCUCAGAUGGACGCGAUGCGCAGACACAACCGCCUCGCUGCCAACUCGGCCGGACCGCCACCGCCAAUCGUCCAGGACCGCGCGUCGGUUCUUCCAAUGUACGCCUCCCUGCCGGUGCACCUCCCACCCGUUCCGGACCACGUUAUCGUCCCCGAGCUCAAUGCUGUGUCGGAGCGGUCCCGCGGGAGCGUCCCCGUCCUCGAUGCAGUCUGGGGCAGGUCCUGCAUGACGGAAGAUCUGGAGAUGCCCGAGCGGCGGACUGUCUAUGACUCGGACGGAUUCAUCCUGGACGCUCAGAGUUGCGACUUUCGUACGACCCGGCACAGGGAGUACGAUUUCCGCUUUCAAUUAGGUGCCAAACGAGCUCGAGCUAAAGGUCCGAACCCAGCGCACAUCCGGCCAUUCCCCUGA
Messenger RNA from Dioszegia hungarica, 1068 nucleotides. RefSeq lists its product as uncharacterized. The record is from RefSeq and is a predicted model, not a curated record. The coding region runs from base 1 to 1068 and encodes 355 amino acids. The transcript has 6 exons. Lineage: Eukaryota; Fungi; Basidiomycota; Tremellomycetes; Tremellales; Bulleribasidiaceae.